GAAUAUUGCAGUUGAUGAACGUCGACGUCGAUCCAUGCGAGGAUUUCUAUGAAUAUUCUUGCGGAGGAUAUGCUAAAUCUAUUGAUGUCCCAUCUAGCUUGAGCAUAUUCAAUCCCAGUGUGGAAACUCGUCUCAAUAUUAUAUUCGACAUCAAAAAAGUCAUGGAAAGUCCAUCAGACAGAAACGAUAGUCAAACUACAAGAAAAAUGAAGGAAUUAUAUCGUUUUUGUAUGAAUUCAGAACAAAGAAACAUUCAACAAAAGCUAUCAUUAGAAAGGUGGUUUUCUGAAAUAGAGUUAAAACUAGAUGGCUUUCACACUGAAUAUGAAAUUGAAUCAGCAACGCAUAUAUCUUGGAAGACACUCGUUUCAAGGUUAGAAGAAUAUCAGAUUCAUACCAUAGUGAAACCUCGUUUCAAAAGUUCAGCGAAUACUCCAAUUGAAAAAAUUGAAAUUGAUUGCGCCAUUCCUUUCUUCGAUCCAAAAGUAUAUCUAAAUAUAACAAGUAAUGACAAUUCCUACUUAUUAUCUCUUUAUAAGAAUUACAUAAAAGAUGCUCUGACGUUAUUACCCAUGAAAGACGCAGCGAAGAGAAGAAAAUUCUUAGAUGAUGUUAUACAAAUAGAAACCGAUGUUGCAACGGCUAUUAAAAACACUGAAGAUCCUCCUAAUCCUACUAUAUCGUCAGAAAAUACUUUGUUGCUGAAAGAUUUGUGGAGAACUAUAAUAGGGGACGCAAUUCAAGAAGUGGAAGUACAAUCAGUUUGCAAGUACAACUUGGACAGCAUUCUUUCUACUUUGAAUAACGCAGAUCCAGAAAAAGUUACCAGUUAUGUGACUUGGAGGAUGCUAUCGCAACUUAUACCGUAUUUGGGAAAUGAAUACCGAAAACUUUACCUGCGCCACGUGUCCGAACUUCCUGGAAGAGGGACUGCGUUUAAAUCUUUAUGGCAAGAAUGCUCUGAUCUGAUUCGAAAUGAAUUAGGUUUGGCAGCAUUUAAAGCACUUGUGGAUGCUGAUUUCUUCAAUAUCAGACAGAUUCAAGAAACAAAAGAUGCCUUUCUAGAAGUGAAGAAGAAUUUUUUACUCACUUUUCAAUCCAUUGAGUGGGCCAGGGGAAUUAUUAAAAAACUAUUUCUUGAAAAGGUCCAAAGAAUGAAGAUAAAUCUUGGCAUACCAGAUACAAUAACACAGCCGAAUAUCCUAGAUGAUGUGUUCCGUGAUUUGGAAUUUGAAGACAAUUUUUUGCUCAGCGUUACGAACCUCAAAAAGUUCAAAACAAGAUAUUUCUUUACAAGGCUUUGGUAUGGAAAUUCCGAGAAUGCACCUAGCAAAAUUUCUCUUGAAGAGAAUCCUCUAAGUGGUACAUCCAGUUAUGAUUACAUAACAAACACAGUACGUAUUGAUAUAGGCCUAUUAUAUCCGCCUCUCUUCCUUUAUUCAGGAAAUAUUCCAAAAUACUUUCAAUUUGGAGAAUAUUCAUUAUUGGCCAGUCAAAUGACACAUGCAUUUGAUACUAUUGGCUCUUUUUAUGAUGGAAAAGGCAGAAAAUGGGGAAAAAUUUUGUGGCCUCAAAUAAUGGAAGAAAAAUACGACUUUUAUGUGCAGUGCCUUCAAAAUCAAACUGAAGUUCUGAGAAAUUCCUCUGAGGAUGAUAACAAAGAAUUAUUGAACACCAUUAUCACUGAUAUAGGAUCAUUUCUUGUAUUAUACGAUGGUCUAGUAGAUCAUUUGGAAACUUGGAAGAAUGAAAAACAUCUUCCUGGACUGGAUGUUACUAAAGAGCAACUAUACUAUGUUCGAAUAGCUCAGAGAUACUGUGAACAACGCAAAUCUUCAAUGAGGUUAAAUGAUGAAUACAAUUUGCCUGCAAGAAUCAGGGUCAAUACAGCUGUCUCAAAUACCAAAGAUUUUGGUGAAGUUUAUGGCUGUCCACCUAAGAGUACAUUAAAUCCUGAACUGAAAUGCAAUCUUCUGUAACUGUUGUGAAAAAAUAUCGAACAAAUUUAUUUCUUUUUAGAGAAAAGGUUCGCAUUAAAUGUCACAAACUUGCUUCAUUAUAUUAAUACAUUAAUUCCUAUUUUUAGCGU
This is a messenger RNA of Argiope bruennichi, 2089 nucleotides long. Its product is annotated as endothelin-converting enzyme 2-like. Gene Ontology annotation, biological process: protein processing. Gene Ontology annotation, cellular component: plasma membrane. Gene Ontology annotation, molecular function: metalloendopeptidase activity. The transcript is spliced from 18 exons. The coding region runs from base 15 to 1979 and encodes 654 amino acids. NCBI's taxonomy places the organism in Eukaryota, Metazoa, Arthropoda, Arachnida, Araneae, Araneidae. The record is from RefSeq and is a predicted model, not a curated record.